CACAGCCCGGGACCCCUGGCCCCGUGGCUCCUGGCGCCCGCCGCGGGCUCUGGCGCAGGGCAGCCUCCCGGCCCCCGCCGCCCCUCGGCACCUUCGUCUCCAGCGGGAGCCCCCAGCUCCUGCUCACCCUCCCUGCGCAGGUGACGCGGCACCAGCGCACGCGCCAGAGGCACCUCCUGCUCUUCCCCCACGCGGUCGCCAUCGCCAGCUUCAAGUAAGAAGAGCCACCACAGCCCUCCUUCCUCCCCAGCACCGCCUCGGCCAGGGUCUCCCGCGGGAACGCUGCAUGCCCAGCACUGCUCUGGAAGGAGAGCAGGGGGCAGGAGAAGGGCACAGGCUCCUGCUCUUGUCCUCCUCCCCUGCAGGCCCUCACCAAGGGUGCUGCUGGCAUCACUGCCCUGCAGCCACUUCUCCAACGGCCUCUGCGUGGCGGCUGCAAAGGAGGCUCCUUGCUGCUGCCUGGGGCUCGGGGCCACCCUCCCCAUGGCUCUGCCCUGGGAAACGGCUCUUCCUGGGGGACAGCUGGGGUGGCCCCCACGCUGCACACCCACACCCCAGGCCCUGCUCUGCCUCCCUGCAGGUGCGGCUCCAUCUUCUGGCUGAAGCACCGCGUGCGGCUCAGCGAGCUCUGGGUGCUGUGCAGCGAGGAGGCAGCCGCAGCCAGGCCUGAGGAGGAGGAGGAGGAGGUCUUUGGCCUCAAGUGCAGCCGCACCCUCAUCCUCGUCUGGCCCACCAACCUCUGCGUGGUGACCUUUGGGUCGCAGGAGGUGAAGCAGCUCUGGCUGGACACGAUGCUCCGGUAAGCUCUGCCAGGGAAUGCAACCUGCCGCCGCAAGGCUGAGAGUGGGCGAGUGCUCCCGGUGGAGCUGCACGCAGAAAGACCCAAAUGUCGGUGGGGAAAGGUGCCGCCACUGCCCAGGGCAGCUCCUGCGCAGAGCCGCGUGACUUGCUCAGCCUCGCGGUUGCAGUCAGCACCGACGCCGGGAGCUGCAGAGCGGUGCUGGCAGCCAGCGCUGCGGGAGGCUCUCGGGGGUCGGGCUGCCAGGCAGCGUGGGGCUGGCUGGCAGCAGAGAGAGCAGCGAGGGCUGGGGGUGACAGAGCUCUUCCCGUGCCCUUCCCUGUGCACAGGCAGAGCCCAGGAGCCCCAGGAGCCAGGCUCACCCGACUGCCCUCCCUGCGGCUCCUCACCAAGGUCAUUGGCUUCUACGGUCCCGAGAUGUCACUGACGGCGGCGACCGUGGAGACGCUGAUUUCGGUAGAGGCUGACGCCAAGAAAGGCCCCCGCUUGGACCCUUCCGACGGCGAAGAGGCACUUGGCCACUCGGCUGCAGAGGGAGCGAAGGCAAGAAGGCAGGUGAUCUCCUGGCCACUUGCUCGGCGAGGAACCUCUGCCAGCAGGGCCUGCCCUGUCCCAGGGCAGCUCGCCUCUGGCCCCAGGGCGGCUCUCUUUGGCCAGCCUCUGGCAGCUCUCUGUGGGCAAGACGGGGGCCUGCCCCAGCCAGUCCAGGAGCUCCUGGCUAUACUGUAUGAGAAAGGGCCUGCCACCGAGGGCAUCUUCAGGAAGGCGGCGAGCGAGAAGGCCCGCAAGGAGCUGAAGGAGGUCCUAAACCAGGGCAAGAGCGCUGACCUGGACAGCAGACCCGUGCACCUCCUGGCAGUGGUGCUGAAGGACUUUCUUCGGGAUAUCCCCUCCAAACUCCUCGCGGACAGCCUCUACGAGGAGUGGAUGCAAGCGCUGGAGAAGCCAAGCCAGCAGGACAAAAUUGACAAGCUGAAGGAGGUGGCCGACAGCCUGCCCACAGCAAACCUCCUGCUGCUCCAGCGCUUGCUCGCUGUGCUGCGUCACAUCAGCGAAAACGUGGAGACCAGCAAGAUGGACACCAGCAACCUUGCGAUCUGCGUGGGGCCAAAUAUGCUGAGCCCCUGCACGGACAACGUGCUCACGCUGGCAGAGCUGAAGGAGAGGAACGACAAGGUGACAGCCCUGGUGGCGUUCCUAAUAGACAACUGCCGAGCAAUAUUUGGGGAGGACAUCACCUUGCCCUUCAGUCCCUCGGCCCAGGAGUCACCGGAGCACACCAACAGCUCCACAGGACACCCAGGGGCUCCUCAGCAUGACGGUUCUGCCUGCAACAGCGCGGAGCCGCAAGCUGAAGGCAGCACCCCCGUGUUGGAGCUGGAGCAGCCCAAGGGCAGGAGCAGCAGUCUCCGCAGGCCCUAUCCUACCUGCGUCUCUGCCCCUUCCCUGAGCAAUUUCACCAGUGGCAUCAGCAGCAUGGACAGGUGCUUCUCAGAACCAGACCUGUCCUGCCACGACCGCCUGGAAGGCUGGGCAAGGGAGCAGGAGGCCAGCGAGAGGGAGGGCAAACUGCCAGGGCAGCAGUAACAGCUAAGGUUGCAGAAGGAGGCACUGGAACAACACCGUGCAGGAUUGCCUUCCCAGCUAUCAAACAGCUCUCCCUGCCCCAAACAGCCUCCAGCUGCUCCCUGCACAGCUCCUUGCCUCAUCUGAUGCCUCCGUCUUCCCCACUUCCACACUACUUUCACCCUCUACUCCACAAAAGACCUUUCGAAAGAGGCCCCAGGCUUUUUCCAUCAAGUGCACCGAGGACGGCAGGACACCUGGCAGAGCCAUCGGAAAGCGCUGCGUGUCAUGCUCUUUGGCAAACCGCAGGAAAAGGUGCCCAAAAAUCCUCCAGAGCUGGGGGCCUGGGAAAACAGGAGCUGCCAGAGAGACAGCUCCCCAAGGACAGACAGUCAGUUCUCCUGCACAAUUGUCCAGGGAGACAAGAAAAGCCCUUGCCUGUGGCAUAUCAGCAAGGCCCCAUUUCAAGGCAGCGGAGGAAGUGUUUCGAGAGGAGGGUGGAGCAGAGGAAUUCUGGAAGAACCCCCCCUUAUGAAGAGCCUCCCUAGACCUGCCUGACCACGAGAGUUCCCUCUAUGGCCUCACAGUAUCAGCCGCGAGAUCCACCACGUCCAAGCAGGACACUCUGCCCCCCUGCCCAUGCCCCAGCUGUGCACAGGACACGGCAGAGGUGUCUCCAAGGCAUGUGCUCAGGGCCCGAGGUUCUGCACAGAAGGAUUUGGAGGUGGAAACCACAACCCGCACGGUUCCUGCUGGAAGAAACUCCCCUGGCAGUUUCCCUGGGACCCCUGCAGCGCAUCGACUGGGAGCCGUGUGUGAAUCCUGUCAAGGACCCAGCCCAGGGGUCACCUUCUUGGGCACCCGAUGGAUAGGGGGACGGAAAACACUGCCAGAAUCUAUAUGAGAGGUGAUAGAAAACAUUCCCACACUUUCAGAUCAAAACCCUUGAGACCUGUCUGAGGAACUUGGGGGGUUUUGGAGGUGACACUUUCCUGGAUUCCGUAUUCAAGUAGCACCUCUGCAUGAUUUGCUGAGGAAAAGCUCCCUACGGAAUUGGGAACCUCAACACCAGGCAGCAUUAAGUGCUUUCAAAAAGGAAAUGCUUGCUUGACCAUCGAGGGGGCACCCCCCAGCCUACAUGCCCAUGGGAUUACGGCAACAAAAUGUGCAAGGCGGGAUUAUGGCAACAAAAUGUGCAAGGCGGAAAGGAUUACACCGUUGCCAUAGGCUCUAAAGUUUGGCAAGGGUGCCAGGAGAACCACACUCCCUUGGAGAAAGUGCUCUUAGCUGCCUAAGAAGGGCAGCUAACAACCGAGCCAUUAACGCAAGAAGGGAAAAAAAGCUAUGCGUGCUGAAAAGUAUUACAGGCCCUUAGAAUGCAGCUACCAAAGAGCUCUUCUUCCUGUUGCUAGGGACUGGACGCAUCAGGGACAUUCAUACAAAAGGAAUGGCUUGAGGCCAAGAUGCUGUCAUUCCUAGUGUCUUUCAUGGGAAUGUGUGGGCACCUGCCUUGGCAGGAGAUCAUUUGCAUUGCCGUACUCAUGGCACUGAGGAGGUUAGCCAGCACUGCAGCUACUGGCUAUGCAGGCAGGGAUUGACCUGUCCUACCACGCCCAGAGCUCUGGAAUUAGGCAGGAGGAAACACUCAGCUGGUCCCUGCGCCCGGCAACUUGCCUGUGGUACCGAGACAUGACGAGCAUAUGACAAUGCUUUGGGAGGCAUCUGGGUAUGCACCUUCAGUUGUAUUCCCUGCAAAGAUGAUGUCAGCUGUGAAGUUGGCAACGUUAGCUGUUGGAAUGGGACAUCUGCUUUUGAUCAAAUCACCAAGCAGAAGUACUGCUUAGCUUCUCCUGGGACUGAACACAAGAUGUCUUCUUUGGCACCAUUUAAUACCUCGGUAACACUUGGAGUGACCUUCCAUCAACUAGACAGCUUUCCCAAAAAUCCCCGCCAAGGCCACUAAAUGUCUGUGCAGAACUGGAAAACACUGAGAAGAGAGAGAAGGAAAAAUGAGGGAUGAUCUAGCAAACUGAUUCAGUGAGCAAAAGUGGAAACCCGCCUGCCUGAACAGCCUUGGGAUGAGAUCUUGAAAGGCUGGUCACCAAAAGCUCUCCGUGCAUUGCGAAUGAUGCUACCUGCUCUGCUCCUACUGUUAAUAAACACCGCCUUGUUCUUUGUUGUCACCUUGA
Dromaius novaehollandiae (emu) is the source of this 4554-nucleotide messenger RNA. Its product is annotated as T-cell activation Rho GTPase-activating protein-like. NCBI's taxonomy places the organism in Eukaryota, Metazoa, Chordata, Aves, Casuariiformes, Dromaiidae. Bases 887 to 2386 code for a protein of 499 amino acids. The transcript has 10 exons. The record is from RefSeq and is a predicted model, not a curated record. Gene Ontology annotation, biological process: signal transduction; regulation of Rho protein signal transduction. Gene Ontology annotation, molecular function: GTPase activator activity.